AGUCUACUCGAGGAGAAGUGGGAAAACGCUCAAGUGGAUCGUCAGGGCAGCUACUCGAUCGAGAGGCUCGAAAGUCUGGACCACUACUGCAAGACCAAGUCGACGACGCACGUGGUCCUGGUAUGCCUUGUCACUCCGCUUCCAGCUCUAGCAGCGGCGCUGAUACUCGAGUCCCUCCCCCUCCAACCUCCUUCAGACGGGUGGGUUGCAAACUGGGUCUUCUGGGUUCGUGUGACGGUCAUCUGCUUCUUGCUAACUACUAACGGCAUGUUAGUGUUGAGACGACUCGUGGUUGGCCUGCCGCUCACAUUGGCAAAGAUCAUGGUUAUCUCGACCGGCGUGAGCGCGGGAUUCACAGGAUUUGCCAUCAUGUUGGCGAUUGUCGUGGGCUUUCCUGUUCCCUUUGUGAUGCUGGUGGGCGGCAUUCCCAACGUCAUUGUCAUUGGUUUGAUGCUGGUCUUCGUACUGGGUAUAGCCCCCUUCCGAAGUUCAUCCCCGUUCCGGCCGAAUCUUGUCAAAUUUCACAACUUCCUCGUAGCUCACGAGACGAUGGUGGCGGUUUAUCCCCUCGUCAAAGUGCUUUAUGGUUUUGUUCCAACGAAAUAUCAAGGCUUUACGAGGCUUUUGCUGCCGCUCUGGAAG
Molecule: messenger RNA, 642 nt
Organism: Phytophthora sojae
Lineage: Eukaryota; Oomycota; Peronosporomycetes; Peronosporales; Peronosporaceae
Exons: 1
Source: RefSeq, a predicted model, not a curated record